AACGGUUUGGCUGGGUUGGUGGAGUUGUAUGUUUGCGUAGAUGAGCUUUUUCGAUCUCCACAUACCCAACAAGCAUUUUCAAGAUACCAAACUAGAACUUUGGUCGAAGAUGCCUUGGAGGGGUCAAUUGUGUUGCUAGACUCGUGUAGCAUCCUUAAAGAGGUGAUCUUGCGAAUGAAGGAAAACGUGAAAAUUCUUCAAUCUGCCCUACGAAGAAAAGCUAGUGACUUGACAGUUGUUAAGCAAAUUACAGCUUAUCUAUGCUUUAGGAAAAAAAUAAAGAGCAUCAUUAAGGGUCUUAGGCCAUUAAGGGGUAUAGAAAAGAAAAUGAGUCUAUAUUCAUUUUCGGAUGUAGAUCACCAUGUAUUAAUGGUGAGUCAAGUUCUUGGAGAAGUUAAUGCACUCACAAUGUCCCUAUUUAAAACCAUUCUAGGCUUUUUGUCAGCGAAAUCCAAGGCUAGUAACGGUUUUCAACUCUUAUCAACGUUUGUGUUGAAGAGUAUGUCUACACAUGAGACUGCGAAGCCGUUUGUCAAUGAGGUAGAAGCCAUUGACAUGGCUACCUUGUCUCUACACAAAAGUUCCCACAACCAUGAGAUGAAUGAUGCUGAUGUCCAAAUGACCCUAAAGAAUUUGCAAAUUCUAGAUGUUUGCAUUGAUGGGUUUGAUGAUGGGCUAAAUCACCUUUUCAGGAGAUUGAUUCAAUACAGAGCAUCUAUUCUCAACAUGGCUGUUUGUUAG
Molecule: messenger RNA, 741 nt
Organism: Helianthus annuus (common sunflower)
Lineage: Eukaryota; Viridiplantae; Streptophyta; Magnoliopsida; Asterales; Asteraceae
Exons: 1
Biological process (GO): root development; shoot system development
Source: RefSeq, a predicted model, not a curated record